This is a messenger RNA of Cyprinus carpio (common carp), 1398 nucleotides long. Its product is annotated as C-C chemokine receptor type 2-like. Gene Ontology annotation, biological process: chemotaxis; G protein-coupled receptor signaling pathway; immune response. The record is from RefSeq and is a predicted model, not a curated record. Gene Ontology annotation, molecular function: chemokine receptor activity. The transcript has 2 exons. Bases 98 to 1102 code for a protein of 334 amino acids. Lineage: Eukaryota; Metazoa; Chordata; Actinopteri; Cypriniformes; Cyprinidae. Gene Ontology annotation, cellular component: membrane.
GGAAGUGGGCGGGUUUGGGACUUUCCUGUUUAGUUAAGCUGUUUGGCAGUUAGAUGGAUCACGAAUUUCCCAGAUUCAGCUGCUGUAAUCAAGAGCCAUGACCGAGGGCACGGGGUCCGCAGCUGCAGACUACAGUGACUACUAUAACUAUGAAUCUGAAAAUAUAGGAUCACCAUGCAAUGAGAGCAACACAAAGGUCUUCAGUGAGGUUGUCUUGCCCGUCCUCUACAGCACAGUUUUCAUCGUUGGUCUGCUGGGAAACGCUCUGGUGCUGUGGGUGCUGGUCAGACACCGUCACAGAUGCAGUCUGACAGACGUGUGUGUGCUCAGUCUGGCCGUGUCUGACCUGCUCUUUCUGGCCUCGCUCCCUGUCUGGGCUCACAGUGCCGUGCACGGGUGGGCUCUCGGCUCAUUCAUGUGUCACACCGUCAGCGUUCUCUUCAUGAUGGGUCUCUACAGCAGCGUCUUCUUCAUGGUCCUCAUGACACUGGAUCGCUACGUCAUCAUCGUCUACAAACACAGCAUCUGCUCCAGAAAACGACCUGCAAAAAUGGCCCUGGCCUUGUUUGUGUGGAUGCUCAGCCUGUUAGCGUCCCUCCCUGAUAUUGUUUUUGCCAAAGUGAAAGAGGACAGAGCAUCCUGCGGAUCUGAAUUUCCUCAAGGUGCAGCCUGGAUGUCGUUUACGUAUCUGAACAUCCUGAGCUUGAUUCUGCCUCUGAUCAUCACGAGCUUCUGCUUUUGCCGGAUCCUCCGCAUUAGAUCAGAAGAAAGGCACAGCAUCGUCAGACUCCUCCUGACUGUGUCGGCCGUUUAUUUCCUCUUCUGGACUCCAUACAACAUCGUCACGUUCCUCAUGUUCCUGCAGACAGAAGGCUUCAUGCCUUCUUGUGAGUGGCGUACUGAUCUGAGUCUUGCCAAGCAGUGGGUGCACGCGAUCGCACUGAUCCACUGCUGCCUCAAUCCCAUCAUCUACAGCUGUGCGGGACAGAAGUUCAGAAGAGCAGUGCUCACAGUCCUGAAGGAGCAGCUUCCAUCCAGCUUCAGCUCUCCACAGUCACCUGAGAGCACAUCUUCUGAUUACUCCUCCACACUGAUCGGAUAGAGAGCAAACACCUUCCUCCAGAGACAGCCUCAUAUUCUUACUCAAAUAAACAAGAUCGAGUGCAGGUGUCUUCGUUAUGUCGUGUCACAGUUUUGUUGAUGUGGAGAAGGAGGAUCUCUUGCACAGGGACACAUAUAUCGCAUGCACAUCGCUCUUAUUUUAGAUUUGCAAAUGAUACAGAUAAUAUCAAUGAUUUAAUCAGCAUUUCUAAAUAAACUCACUGUUAGUAUUUGCAUCAAGUGUUUAAAAAUGUUUGUUUUGAAGAAAUACAUUUAGCCUAUAAUCUGAAUUUUGCU